CUGUUUCUUUUAUUUUGUUUAUUACAAAAAACUGAAAAUAGUCUAUAUAUACCACCUUCUAUCUUUGACUUUAGAGUCAUUAUUUCAUAAGGGUCGGUUGAUCAUUACUUCAUUUCUUGUUUUUCUUAGCUCUGCUCUAUUCUUGGAUCAUUCUUCUUUUUCUUGGUAUAGCGAAUUUUGGAAAGAAAUGGCAGUUAAGACAAACGGAUUCACAGAGAGUAGUCUACCCGAUGAAUUGUUGAAGUUAUUGUUCGCAUUGGCUUUAAAGUGGGGCGAUUUGAUCGAUCUUGAUACGAUAAAAGUGAUUCAUUUGAGUGGUGCUAUGACUAAUGAGGUUUAUCGGAUAAGUUGGCCUGCAAAGACUCCAGGUGUCUGCAGAACUGUUCUGGUUCGGAUUUAUGGUGAAGGUGUUGAUGUUUUCUUUGACAGAGAUGAGGAAAUUAGAACUUUCGAGUGUCUGUCAAAGCACGGACAAGGUCCUCGCCUUCUUGGACAGUUCCCACAAGGGCGAGUUGAAGAGUUCAUUCAUGCCAAGACUCUAUCAGCUAGUGAUCUUCGUGAUCCUGAAACGUCGUCUCUGAUAGCAACUAAGUUGAGGGAAUUUCACCAACUUGAUAUGCCUGGUUCUAAAGAUGUGAUACUUUGGGACAGAUUGAGAAACUGGCUUAUCAAGGCCAUAGAUCACUGUUCCGAUGAACAAGCUAAGGAGUUUCACCUGGAUAUUCUUGAACACGAGAUUAACACACUGGAGAAAGACUUGUCACAGGACUACCAGGAGAUUGCCUUUUGUCACAAUGAUUUGCAAUAUGGAAACAUUAUGAUUGAUGAGAAGACAAAAUCAGUUACUAUUAUUGAUUACGAGUAUGCCAGUUACAAUCCUGUUGCCUAUGACCUUGCAAAUCACUUCUGUGAAAUGGCAGCAAACUAUCACUCUGAGAAACCACAUAUUCUAGACUAUGGCAUAUAUCCAGGCCUGGAGGAACGUGAAAGAUUUGUUCGUUCGUAUCUUGGUUCAGAUGGCGACCUACUGGAUGACAGUGAAGUGCAGAGGUUCGUCGAUGAUAUAGAGAAGUACACUCUAGCAAACCAUCUGUUCUGGGGCUUAUGGGGGAUAAUUUCGGCGCACGUGAACCAUAUUGACUUUGAUUACAUGGAGUACGCGAGGCAGAGGUUUGCUCAAUACUGGUUGAGGAAGCCCCAGCUUAUGGCCACUAAGAGCAUCUCUUGCGAAGUUGUAAAUGGUUUUUCGCAACCAACUUGAGCGAGCUAUCAUCACUUAUGUAUGGAAUAAUGCAAAAGAAUUGAGCUCAAUGUAAUGUGAACAUGUCAUCGACAUUACACUGGUCUUGAUUUCCAGGUUGCAUAGUCUGAAAAUGUUGUAGUUGUUUAGUAAGCAAGUGUUGUUGCCUUGGUCAGCUGAUCUCUUGUUCAAUAUUCAAAUAAAUAUAAAAGUUUGGUUUGCAAGUCU
Molecule: messenger RNA, 1468 nt
Organism: Daucus carota subsp. sativus
Lineage: Eukaryota; Viridiplantae; Streptophyta; Magnoliopsida; Apiales; Apiaceae
Product: probable choline kinase 3
Exons: 8
Coding region: 188-1261 (357 amino acids)
Biological process (GO): phosphatidylethanolamine biosynthetic process; phosphatidylcholine biosynthetic process
Cellular component (GO): cytoplasm
Molecular function (GO): ethanolamine kinase activity; choline kinase activity
Source: RefSeq, a predicted model, not a curated record